This is a messenger RNA of Betta splendens (Siamese fighting fish), 2716 nucleotides long. RefSeq names its product mitochondrial poly(A) polymerase (gene mtpap). The transcript has 9 exons. The record is from RefSeq and is a predicted model, not a curated record. Bases 44 to 1783 code for a protein of 579 amino acids. Gene Ontology annotation, molecular function: poly(A) RNA polymerase activity. NCBI's taxonomy places the organism in Eukaryota, Metazoa, Chordata, Actinopteri, Anabantiformes, Osphronemidae. Gene Ontology annotation, cellular component: mitochondrion.
UCUGACCGUGUCCCUCCGAGUUGCCGUAGACAGAGCCAAGCGCAUGCGCUCUUUCUGCCUUUUCCGAAUAGCAAUGGCGUCGUCCUUAGCAAUGUGCAGGUUACAUGUUAUGGGCAGAAGUAGUUUGGUGAAAUGCUUACAGAAUGGCGAUACAUUUCUGCACAGAUGUGUUGGAACAAACGUUGUUGCUGCGCAAGUUAAGGCGUCACGGAAAGAAGAAACCGAGGAUGGACGCAAGUCGUUAAACGCCGUACAAGUGGAGAGACAAGAACAAGCAGAAAGAUCUGUCCUCAUCAGCUGCCAUUCCAGAACCAAUGAGAGAAAGUUUCUCAAGUAUUUUUCCAGGCAUGGCGAUAUCAACAAAUAUUUUUUUUAUGAAAGCUAUGGCAUGUAUGCAGUAGUGGAGUUUGCCAGUCAGGAAGGUGUUGCCUCUUUACUUGAAGGGGCUGCCAUCCCAAGCAUCGACUAUGAGUCUGUGGUGCCUUUUAAAUCAAGAUCCUUCUCCCUGAGGAAUUUGGGCUUAGCAGAGUCGCCAAACCAGCAGUCAGGCAAACUCUGCCAACCACAGACCACCAUUCCCAUCAAUGAGCUCAUAAAGAAACUGUCCAAAGAGCAGAGUAUAGACCAACAGAUAACGUCUUUGACAGAAGCCUAUCAACUGACUGAGGAGAACAUCAGGUUGCGUUUUCUUGUCUGCUCUCUGCUUAAGGACAUUGCUGCUGCUUAUUUCCCAGAAUGCACUAUCAGGCCAUUUGGUUCUUCAGUGAACGGCUUCGGGAAGCUUGGCUGUGAUCUGGACAUGUUUCUGGACCUAGAUGGCAUAAGUGGAAGGAAUAUGGCCAAAUCAGGUCUUUCUCUGGAGUACCAGAUGAAGAGGGCGACCUCAGAGCGGGCUGUCACCCAGAGCAUCCUUUCUGUCAUCGGUGAGUGUGUAGACCAGUUUGGACCCGGCUGCGUCGGGGUACAGAAGAUUCUCAACGCCCGUUGUCCUCUAGUGCGCUUUGCCCACCAGCCUUCUGGCUUUCAGUGUGACCUCACAGCCAACAACAGGGUGGCAAUGAAGAGCACAGAGCUGCUUUACCUGUAUGGAGUGUUGGACCCACGGGUGCGAUGCCUUGUGUUCACUGUGCGCUGCUGGGCCCGCGCUCAUGGAAUCACCAGCAGCAUCCCUGGGGCUUGGAUCACAAAUUUUUCCCUUACAGUCAUGGUGCUGUUUUUCCUGCAGAGAAGGAGCUCCCCUGUUAUUCCCACACUGGACCAUCUCAAAGAGCUUGCAGGUCCUGCAGACAAGAGUGUGAUUGAAGGCAACGACUGCACGUUUGUCAGCGACUUCAGCAAAAUCCAGGUCCAGAGCAACGAAGAAACAUUAGAGCAACUGCUGUGUGGGUUCUUUGAGUUCUAUGCCACUUUUCCAUUCAGCAGGAUGUCCAUAAAUAUCCGAAAGGGGAAAGAGCAGAACAAACCAGAGAUGAACCCGCUGCACAUCCAGAACCCGUUUGAAACCUCUUUGAAUGUCAGCAAGAACGUCAACACCACCCAGCUGGAGCGCUUCGUGGCUUUGUGUCAGGAGAGCUCGUGGCUGCUCCAGCAGAGUGACACCACCACGCCCAGCGCUAGCAGCCAGGGAGACACUCCGGUUCCUUGGGGACUUGCUACACUUUUGCUUCCUUCACAGGUUGCCGGGAUCAAAGGUCGCAAGAAAAAGAAAAGGGAGCCUGCCAGCGAGAUGAUCAAGAGCUUAUUAGAAUCCUUGAAGAAUAAAAAUCCGCAAAACAAUAGCUGAGACUCUUUGAACAAGCUUCAUCUUGUCGUCAUUUUUGUGCACUGGUGUGUUUGUCUCAACUGCUGAGACAAGAGCGGGAAGAGUCCCUUCUUCGUGACUGUACUUCCCAACAUGCACACCGGAUGGCGGUAUUGAGGCUUUUAUUCGCUUCUUUGGGUGAUUUUAAAUAAACGAGUGAUUACUGUGUACAUCACUAUAGACUUACCUGCUCCACAGUGAAUAAAGGCUAUAUGAUGGAAAAACUGAGGAGUCUCACCAGAUCUCUGUAGAAGACUGUAGAGUGUACAUGGAUGUUAUAAGAAUUACAAUGAACAUUUUCUGUUUACACAUCAAACUAAAUCACUCCUGACUUAUAUAUUUCUGUUCAGCUAAUAUGCAGCAUGGAUGAAAUAGACAGGGUGACUUGCAACAAUUGAUUAAAUACUUUCAAGUUUCAUUUAUUUCACUUGUUUGAUUAUUUCUAAGACUUUGAUAUUUAAUUCCUGAUGUAUAAGAUCUUGCUGGAGCAUUAGAGCACUAGGUGGCAUGCUCCCUUUUUCCAGCGUUAGCUACCUAACAGAAGCUAGCAAGAAGCUCAAAGAAGGUAAUCACUGAUAAUGUAGAAUGCUGUGGUCUUUGGUGAUGCUUUUUCAGUAGUAGCUCAGACAUGAUAAAUGACUAGCUUAUAAGCAUAUACUUACAGUAUGUCUACAUAACAUCUUCCAUUACCUGCUGUCUUAGAUGGAUUUUUACUCCAGGAAAUAUAAAUUUUUUAUUAGUCUUUAAAUUCGUUAGUGUCUACACACAGUAACAUAACAGCAGCAGUACGCAGUGUCCUGUUCUCUGCAUCGUCUGUUGUUUGUUUUUCGUCCUGUCCAGCAGUUCCGCAUGCACUGAGCUGCAUUGUGACGGAAGGUCUUCAUUUUUCACUAUAUAAAGAUAAUAUACUCCUCU